AUGCAGAAACAGUUACAGGCGGUUCCUCCGGAAGAAGAAGCGAGCUUGGCGUAUUUUCUAGAAGUGAGAAGCUUUCUAUCUCGUCUCAAACAGAAUCGGACGCAGUAUUUGAACUCCAGAGACGUUCUGACCUCUUACCAACAAGUUCUCACCAAAGUAUGCGAGCUGGAUGCGAUCCGAAAGGCCGCUCACAAUAUCCCAGCCGACAGCACCACGACCCUGAUACACAACGUGAAGCUUCACAACCGAGUGGAUUCGGUGCUGGACGACGUUUUUCAGCUGCUAUCGCUCAGUUUUCUGACUGUGGGGCUUAAAAACUCGGCACCCGCGACUUAUGCCUCUCUCAGCACGGUGCAACGGCUUCUGGAACAUUUGGACGAGUCGAAUGUUUUCACGCACCACGAUCUGGGCCCCAUCAAAGAAAGACUGGAUGAAAUCUCGAAGAUUGUGACCCGGAGCUCGUGUGUCCCCGAAACCAACGGUUCUGACAGCAGCAUUGACCUAACAAAGUUAGCGGCCGAAGAAGAUCGUAACAAAAUCGAACAAGAUCUUUUGUUGCGCGCAAAGCUAAAGCACUGCUUACAAGAAUACGAGCACAUCGAGUCCAAACUAGAGGAAAUCGAUAGUGGCUUGCAAGGAACGAUGGAAAAACUUUUCCAACUCAGACGGGGGCUUUUGUCACUAGCUGCGUCAGCGAAGAGAGGAAGACAGCCCACGACUGGGGAUCCCAAGGGUGCCGGUGCACCCGUGUCUCAGGAAUGUGUCAAGCAAAAGCUGCAUGCUCUGGAGGCCGAAUUGACAGAAAUAGAGUCGCGCAGAGACGCUUCCGGAAAGUUUAUCUCUUCAGAGACCGGGGAAGUCGCAGAGAGGGGACAGAAUGUUUUGAACGGGCUUCUGGAUGACUGUCAUGACCUGAUACAUGAUCUUUCCCAUCAUGCAAACAAUUUGGUUAGCUUAGACUCAAAUCUUCAACCAAUUUACGACAACUUAAUCGACAUAAAGACCACUCUGGAAAACCUGCUGGUGACGCGGCGUUGGACGCUGCGGGAAACCGAUUUGUUCGGGUACCAGAAGAGACUUUCGGAGAUUGACAAGUUGAGAGUCGGAGGAAAAUUCCCAACGGACUCGUCCGAAACGAAGGGCCAGGCUAUUCUGCUCUACCUGCUUCGCAGGUGCUACGCGAUUGUAUACAAGCUUCUAGAGUGUUCAGAGCCCGUUUCGGAGGCUCUGCAGAAAAUUCACAACCAGCUGUCUACUGUGCGUCGGUGUCUACUUGAGUUGAAGAGAAUGGGCGGUGUCGAGAAUGACAGAGAGCUUUAUCCGUACCAGAUGAAGCUGGCGUCGCUGGACAAUGUUCGCGAGGACGGGAAAUUUUACGACUCCGAAGGGAACAUCCCAGAGGGUCAGGGAACGCUCAAUGCACUACUAGCCGAAUGUUUUGACAUUUUGCAUGAACUGAAGAUCGAGGCCGAAGAGCGCAACGGUUCUGAAAGCGAUGUGGACGACGUCGCUACAGAAGAAACCGCAGAACACUCAUCUACUUCAGGAAAAGCUUCCAGACGGGCUGACAGUCCAUUGAGAGCGACUAGGACUUCGAGCUCAUCCGCUGCCAAGGGCAAGCCUCAAGCUAAAUACCUGGACGCUGCCAAGCCAGGUCUCCACUAUGACGACCUUGACGCAGACGACCAUGAUGAUGAAGACGAAGGUUACUCUGCCAACUACAGUGAGCAUAGCUACGAAGACGACGAGGACGAUUACGCAACUACGAGUCACGCUGAAGACUGA
Molecule: messenger RNA, 1785 nt
Organism: Lachancea meyersii CBS 8951
Lineage: Eukaryota; Fungi; Ascomycota; Saccharomycetes; Saccharomycetales; Saccharomycetaceae
Source: the annotation of a GenBank genome assembly